AUGACUGCAAGCUCUAUUGAUACGUCUCAUGUCAAUACUCGCCUUAUCGAUGUUGAUAAAGAACAGUUGAAUACACUUACUCCUUUACUUGGUUAUUCCGAAGAACCUCUUGUAUCAUUAAACAAAGCUGUUGUGAAAUUGCGUGAUUUGGUCGAUAAUGUCGAAUCAUACGCACGGAUAGCCAUGAAUGAAUGUAAAAAUCCAGCCGAUGACCUCACCCAAGAUGAAUCUGCCGCCAUUUCUUUGUAUACAAUUGAUUGGGAUCCCGGUCAUCGGAGUCUUUAUUCAGUUCUGAAUCGAACACUUCGCGAUGAAAAUCGAAAGAAACUUAUUCCUUGGUUUCCUUACUUGAAAUUGAUAUUUGUCGCCUUGUUUAAAUUACCGUCAACUCAAGGCACCGUUUGGCGAGGGGCUCGCGGCGAUUUACGCUCCCUUUACAAAGAAGGUGAUAAUAUUACAUGGUGGGCAUUCAGUUCGUGUACAACUGCCGUCAACGUUCUGGAACGCGAGCAAUAUUUGGGCACAUCAGGUCCACGCACACUUUUUGCAAUUGAUUGUGUAAAUGGAAAAGACAUAAAGCAUCAUUCUUACUAUUCACAGGAAGAGAUAUUGCUUCUUCCAUGUACAUAUUUCAAAGUCAUUAGUCAUUUCAGCAGUAUGAAAGAUCUUUAUAUUAUUCAUUUGCGUGAAAUUGCACCGCCAUUCAUACUUCUCGAACCACCGAAUUCUAUGCUAGCAGGUAAGAACAAUAUUAAAUAUACCUAG
Molecule: messenger RNA, 765 nt
Organism: Rotaria sp. Silwood2
Lineage: Eukaryota; Metazoa; Rotifera; Eurotatoria; Philodinida; Philodinidae
Source: the annotation of a GenBank genome assembly